This is a messenger RNA of Striga asiatica, 462 nucleotides long. The record is from the annotation of a GenBank genome assembly. Lineage: Eukaryota; Viridiplantae; Streptophyta; Magnoliopsida; Lamiales; Orobanchaceae.
AUGAAAAUACCCUGCUUGUGGCCAGCGCCCUUAUCGACGGUAUGGCACUGCGCGCACUUGGUCCUGAAGAUCUUCUCACCGGAUUUGAAAUCGCCAGGCGGAGCUUCAUCGAAGGUCGCCAUUGAAGAAUUAGGUAACGGGCGGAGCAAUAUUAAUAUAGUAGCGUGCCUUUGGGGCGGCGGGCACGCGUCCCACAUAAUUACGAUUAUGCCCCUUCGUCUAGUCAAAGACCUCAAACUGUCAAACUUGGGCCUAUCCUCCGUGUCUCUCAAGUCACAGGUAACAGUCCAAAUCCCCGGCCGGGUUCGCGGACGACAACCAUCCGAGAAACAACCGCCAGAUCUGCGAGUGUGGGUUCAACGAUGGCGACAAAACGAUUGGAGGGCGGUGAGAAGUGGCGGCGCCCCCAGGUUGCAAGGCUAUUCGUGGUCUAAGGUGUCAACAACCAAAGAAGUUACUUGA